AUGGCUUUGUUUGCACUUGUAACACUGAUAGCAAAUCGGCAUGGUCAAUCGAGGGCGUUGAUGCGCCAUUCAACGGCUCACGCAUCGUGCAGCACAAGAAAAAAGAGGCGUCACUUGCCGAAGCUACCCGCUUCAGUCCCGAGCUCUCGGACCCAGAUGGCAUCCACCUCGCCGGAACCCGCAGCGACCGAGACCGGCGACUCUGUCAAAAUCCGCCGCCUAGAGAUCGCCGACCGCGAGAGGGGCUUCCUAUCCCUGCUCUCCCAGCUCUCCUCCUGCCCGGACCUCACCGAGUCCGAGUUCGCCGCGUGCUUCGCCGACCUCGCGGCCCUCGGCGACGACCACGUCAUCCUCGUGGCCGAGGACCCCGCCGCGGCUCCGGAGCGGCGGAUCCUCUCCACGGGGUGCCUCUUCGUGGAGCGCAAGUUCCUCCGCGGCGGCGGCAAGGUGGGGCACGUGGAGGACGUUGUGGUCGACGCCGCCGCGCGCGGCCGGGGGCUCGGGCUCCGCGUCGUGCGCCGCCUCGUGGAGAUCGCGAAGGAGGCCGGCUGCUACAAGGUCAUCCUGGACUGCACCCCGGAGCUGCGCGCCUACUACGCCAAAUGCGGCUUCGUGGAGAAGGGGGUUCAGAUGGCCGUGUACUUCUGA
Triticum turgidum subsp. durum (durum wheat) is the source of this 648-nucleotide messenger RNA. NCBI's taxonomy places the organism in Eukaryota, Viridiplantae, Streptophyta, Magnoliopsida, Poales, Poaceae. The record is from the annotation of a GenBank genome assembly.